AUGGAGUGGCAGAAUGAGGAGCAAACUCUCGGGGACCCCAGCGUGCGGUCUCCUGGAGAUUCAAGGUGUCAGACCCCAGCUAAGGCAGGGCAGGAAGAAGGAGUGGGGUCAGAGGUGGCUACCUUGGGCAUGGAGGCGGACCGCACGAGCGUGGACGGGCUUUGGGAGCUCCCUGUGGAACCAGCUGAGCAGAGGCCAGAAUGCAGCUACUGCAGCUGGCCUCAAAAAGUAUGCUUAUGUCCAUUUCUACGAGUACAUCCAUUACACAUCUCUACGCAUUUGUACAUAAUUCAGCGUCCAGCAGACGAAAGCAAACAGUUAUGGACAGUUCCUCUACUAGCUAGCUGCCUACCCCAGGAAAAGUGUAACGUCAAGAUUGGUCAUUGCUUCAGUGAAGAAAGGGAUCUUGAACUUUCAGCUGUUUGCCGAAAACCUUAUACAUUAAUAUAUCCAGGGGAUGAAGCUGCUAAUUUGAAUGAAUUUAUAUUAGAUUCUCCUGUUUAUCCUUCCACAAUUAUCAUCAUUGAUGGUAUAUGGAGCCAGGCUAAGGAUAUUUUCUAUAAGAAUUCCUUGUUCCGACUUCCCAAAUAG
This is a messenger RNA of Chrysochloris asiatica (Cape golden mole), 591 nucleotides long. Its product is annotated as DTW domain-containing protein 2-like. NCBI's taxonomy places the organism in Eukaryota, Metazoa, Chordata, Mammalia, Afrosoricida, Chrysochloridae. Bases 1 to 591 code for a protein of 196 amino acids. The record is from RefSeq and is a predicted model, not a curated record. The transcript has a single exon.